AUGUCCCUCAAUGAUAAAAUAUAUAAAUCGAUUCUCCGGGACAUCCUCAAGAUUUUGUUUCCUAACACUAUCAGCAUUAAUACUAUACACACACAUAAUACCGCAGCGAUGAUGAGAAUAGCGAUUGCUGGUGCUGGAGGCUUCGCAGCCAUCCUCACCCAUCACAUCUCUCAAACAGCAAACCCAAUUGUUAUUCUUUCAAGAGAGUCGAAUCCGGACUUUGAACAACGCUUUGAUUGUCAGGUUGCUGUCGUCAAUUAUGAUGAUGAGGAGAGCUUGAAGUUUGCACUUCAAGGUAUUGACCUCGUCAUUUCAACAGUCCGAGGCCCCGAACAGAUCAGCCUUAUCAAGGCCUCUCGUCACGCUCGCGUGCGUCUCUUCGUUCCUGCCGAGUUCGAAGGUUGCCUUUCCCACCGGCCAUCAACAUCAAACCAUCCCCUAGACUAUGGUUCACGCGAAGCUAUCGAGCUGUUGAAGCACUACUCAAAUUCCAAGUCUCGGAAGAUGGACUACACAGUCUUCUCUUGCGGGAUACUGUACGAGCGCUUUGCUCCUGGCGGCCUUGGAGAAUAUGGUAUGGGAUCUCGUGAACAUAUACAAGACCAGGGCAGCUAUCUAGUCGACGUCGGAAACGGCACUGCAGAUAUUGUUGAGACGAACUCAUCCGGGCGGCCAGUUCAGGUCUCCAUGACCUCUGUCAACGAUGUCGCCCGCUUCGUUGCGGCCGCCAUAGAAUUAGGCCCGGGCACCUGGCCCCGGGAAUUCAAGAUGCGUGGAGACAGGAUGUCUGUUCGAGACAUAUUUGCUAAGUGUAGUAAUGUUCGAGGAGUCGCCUUUUCUCUUCGGACUCGCAAGUACUCCAAGCUUCAGAACGAACUCUCUCACUAUGAACAAAAACAGAACUGGAAUCAGUGGUGGAACAUACAGCGUCUCAUUACCACCGCUGACGGCCGCUACGACUUCCGUCAAGCAAAUCUUAAUGAGGCUAUCAACAUACAACCUGUUAACUUUAGGACAUGGCUCGAGUCCCAAUGGGGCCCAGGUUGA
This is a messenger RNA of Colletotrichum truncatum, 1047 nucleotides long. RefSeq names its product isoflavone reductase. Lineage: Eukaryota; Fungi; Ascomycota; Sordariomycetes; Glomerellales; Glomerellaceae. The record is from RefSeq and is a predicted model, not a curated record.